AUGCGCUCUGUAGCAGAAGACCGGCUGUCGAUCGACGGCCAUGUAUUCCGCGUGAAUUACGACGCUCCCGAGGAAAUCACCCGGCAACUGGAGGAGUUGUUUGACCGGGAGGUCAAGUACGAAGGGAUUCCGGAAGAUGUGAAGGCGUACGAAACUGGAGACGAUGAUGCGGAUGAGGAAGAGGCUGGAGAGGGAGCAAGGACGGAACCUGAAUUAAAGAGGAGGGAACAGCUGCAGGAGGAGAAGAGGAAUAAUGUCUGA
Molecule: messenger RNA, 261 nt
Organism: Penicillium riverlandense
Lineage: Eukaryota; Fungi; Ascomycota; Eurotiomycetes; Eurotiales; Aspergillaceae
Exons: 1
Coding region: 1-261 (86 amino acids)
Source: RefSeq, a predicted model, not a curated record